Salvelinus namaycush (lake trout) is the source of this 2815-nucleotide messenger RNA. Its product is annotated as Krueppel-like factor 4. Gene Ontology annotation, molecular function: RNA polymerase II cis-regulatory region sequence-specific DNA binding; DNA-binding transcription factor activity, RNA polymerase II-specific. Gene Ontology annotation, biological process: regulation of transcription by RNA polymerase II. Lineage: Eukaryota; Metazoa; Chordata; Actinopteri; Salmoniformes; Salmonidae. The transcript is spliced from 5 exons. Bases 221 to 1483 code for a protein of 420 amino acids. The record is from RefSeq and is a predicted model, not a curated record.
UCUGUUCUCUAGUCCCUGCAUGGAAGUGGAAUUGCUAGGGAGACGAGGGAAUCCCCCUAUAGUGUCGCCUCACUCCUGAUGAAUUUGCAUCAACGUUACCAAGCUUGGUUUUAUCCGUCUCAGUCUGCCUGUUCCAUUCGCUGCGUCCACAAGCAUGGCUUGGAGUGAAGUAUAGCGCCACAUCAUCUCGGACUGUCAACCCGUGGAGAAUACACAACUGAUGCUGUACAACAAACGGUGUAUUUUACAGAAGAAAUUCAUCAGAGGAACCAGGCAACCACCAAGUGACUUCGACAAUAUGGCAUUGAGCGGGACGCUUUUGCCAUCCAUAUCCACAUUUGCAAGCGGCCCGAAUGGCAAGAAUAAAUCCAUGGGACAUGCGAAUUUGAGAUGGAAGGAGGAUAUCUCCACUGGCAUGACCAAGAAAGAGCCUGAAGAUCUGGACCUACUAGACUAUGACUUCAUCCUGUCCAACACUAUGCUACAACAGCAGGCUGAGGCCAUGGCAGCAAGUGGGUCCCAGAACCUGUCCCCUUCCCCGGGCUCCUACUCCUCCUACCAGCUCCCCUCUCCCCAGGACUCUGCCCACAGUGACAUGCUGUACACCAUCCCUGACAUCAGCGACGUGUCCCCCUCUGGGGGGUUCGUGGCCGAACUGAUGAGGCCUGAACUGGACCCAGCAUACCUCCACCCCACCAGCCUCCAUGGCAAGUUUGUGGUGAAGACCACCAUGGAUAUGGCAGAAUACGGCCAAAGCAUUAAUGUGAUUAGUAAGACCAGUGUUGGUGUCAGUGCUGCCACGGACCCCUCCUCCUUGCCGUUUGUUUGUCAUAUGAUAAAGCAGGAGAACCCCAGCAUGUGCAACAUCACCCAACCCAUGGAUCUCCACCUUGGGGGGGUGAACUCACACUCCCAGCCCAGAACUGGACAGAGGCCUCACCUCGACCCCCACGGUUUCUCCCCAGGGGGGCGUCCUAUGACAGCCAGCCGAUCAGCCUCAUCUCUGUCUCCAGACCACCACCCUUCCAGCCAGGUGUUACCCCACCCCCAGAUCCCUCUGCCUGGCCAGGGCUACCACCACAGCUCUCCGACAGGCUACUCGCCCUUCCCUCAACAGCCUGGGUCUCUACGGUACCAAGAGCUUAUGUCCCCGGGCGGAGACUGUCUACCGGAGGAGCCUAAACCCAAACGCGGCCGGCGCUCCUGGCCCAGGAAGAGAAUCGCCACACACACGUGUGACUACGCCGGCUGUGGGAAAACAUACACCAAGAGCUCCCACCUCAAAGCACAUCACCGAACGCACACAGGAGAGAAGCCUUAUUGCUGUGACUGGGAGGGCUGCGGCUGGAAGUUUGCCCGUUCAGACGAGCUCACACGGCACUACAGGAAACACACCGGGCAUCGCCCCUUCCAGUGUGCCAAGUGUGACAGGGCCUUCUCAAGGUCUGACCACUUGGCUCUACACAUGAAGAGACACCUAUGAGACACUCACUGGACACCAUGGACCAAGACUAAAAUACUAUAAAUAUUAUUACACAGCGACCUGAACUUGUGACUUACAAAAAAAACAUUGCCUUCUAGCCAUCCAUUGUCAAAGCACCAAUACAAGCUGUGUGUUUCCUGGUAGUGUUACACUCUCAAGGGUCCAACCCUAUGACUAAAGACUGUUCUUUGUCCAUCUAUGGGCUUGUGAUCUGACAUUUGACAAGACCCCUCAGAACAACCUCUUUUGUGGGACCAAACUGGAAUUGCUCAUCUAUUUAUCGACAAAACCUGGAGGACUAGGUGCCAACGUAUGACUGGAAAUGUAUUAACAGAGAUUUACAGGGACAGCCCUAGCCACUAAGCGACCACCGUUUUUUAAAAAUUGUCUGAAGAUUAUGAUCAUUUUUCCUAAAAUGUAAAUUGCCUUUCACAUUCUAACGGGGGAGGAAUCAGAAAGAUCACUACUGGAAUUAUUUGCAUUAUAAGUCAAAACUUUCUCAGAGCAAGCUCAACUUGCCCGACUGCUAUAAAUGCCAUACAUUAUCUGUCUUUCAGUCAAAUAAUGGGGAGGAACCAGAAAGAUCAGUUUCAGGCUACUGGAAGUCUUAGCAGUUUGGUUGUUUUCACUGCAACAAUGGGUCAACCUCAGAGCAGGCUCAACUUGCGCGACUGUUCAGUUCACUUGACCCUGGCCCUUAAUGUCAUUCCCUGUAUUGGUUAUCAGGGAAACAAGAGACUCAGACUGAACACAGAAGUGACGGCACAGAAGUGACGGCACAGAAGUGACGGAAACACAUCCUAAGAGGCCUUCUAUCUAUUCAAUCAGAAACAGUCCAUUUGUCUUUGUUUGUGAAGUUCAUACUGUUCAACAUACUGUAUUAGACAUUUAUAUUUAUAUUACUCUAUUCUUCCAAGCCAUUGACUUCAGGUACACAUUAAAUGUAUAUGUUACAGGAUGGUGCUCCAAGACUUUACUAUAUUAAAAGGUACCAAAGAAUUUGAAACAGAAAACUGAUAAGAGUAUCAGUGUGGUGGUCUUGUCUGUGAGUUUCCUGGAGACCUCUUUUCUUCCACAAUUUGACUUUAAUCAGGUGAAUUACUUUGCUCCUCAUUGGUGAUGGCAAUCUCUCAACACGCUGUGGUCGCAAAGUGCAAUAAUGUUAAAUGAGACAUUCAUAUUAUUUUUUUAAAGAAAUGAGUAACUCUGAACAAAGUUUUUUGUUUAUAGACAAAAUAUGUUAUAUAAUCUUAAAUGUUGUACAUUUGUAAAUAAAAUGCUUUUAAAUGUUUUGUAUUGUCUUUUACAACAUAAAGAAUAAAAUAUAUUUGA